Sceloporus undulatus (fence lizard) is the source of this 1654-nucleotide messenger RNA. RefSeq names its product calcium and integrin binding 1 (gene CIB1). Gene Ontology annotation, molecular function: calcium ion binding. The record is from RefSeq and is a predicted model, not a curated record. NCBI's taxonomy places the organism in Eukaryota, Metazoa, Chordata, Lepidosauria, Squamata, Phrynosomatidae. The transcript has 7 exons. Bases 430 to 1002 code for a protein of 190 amino acids.
CCUGGAAGAGGAAGAGGUGGUCAGAGGUCCUCACCUGCUGGCAAGGGGUCACUUGGGCAGCAGCAGCUUGGAUGGCUCCUGCCCUUCCAUGGCCCCUGCCUGCACGCUUCCCUGGGGGCUUCUCUGGGAGUCCUGGGGGCCAAGUGGUCCUUUUGGCUGAGGCUCCCCUCCUCGCCUCUGAAUUCUCAGCCACGAAGCCCGGGGUUGACGGAGGCUCAGGACAGUUGAUGCCGAUGCCAGUUCCUGCUCCGAGCAGGAGGGAAGCCUGGCUGCCUGGCCCCUGCUCCUGCUCCGGUCUCCUGCCGCCACCUGUCUCCCUGCGGUCUGGGUCCUUUAAGGGGCGGGGCUGCGUUGCCAGGGGAGCGGUUGCCUGGCGCCGGCGAUGACGUAGCAGGGCGAGCGGAAGUGUCCCUGUGGCUGGAAGUGGCCAUGGGGGCCUCGGGCAGCCGGGUCCCGCGGGACCUUCUGGGCGAGUACCAGGAGCUGACCUUCCUGACCAAGCAGGAGAUCCUGCUGGCCCACCGUCGCUUCUGCGAGCUGCUCCCCCGGGAGGAGCGGGAGCAGGCCUUCGCCAGCCGGGUGCCCAAGAGCAAGGUGCUGGCGCUGCCGGAGCUCAGGGCCAACCCCUUCCGGCACCGGAUCUGCCACGUCUUCUCCACCGCGGAGGACGGCGAGGGCGCCAUGUCCUUCGAGGAUUUCCUGGACAUGCUGAGCGCCUUCAGUGACGCGGCGACGCUGGAGGUCAAGGCGCACUACGCCUUCCGCAUCUUUGAUUUUGAUGAUGACGGGACUCUGGACAAAAAGGAUUUGGAGCACCUGGUCAACUGCCUGACGGGGGAAGGAGAGGACAGUCGCCUGAGCCCCAUGGAAAUGGAGCAGCUCAUCCAGAAUAUCUUAGAGGAGUCCGACAUAGACAAAGACGGGACCAUCAACAUCUCUGAGUUCCAGCACAUCAUUUCCAGGUCCCCAGACUUCACCAGUUCCUUCAAAAUUGUACUCUGAUUCUUCACCACAACCACCACUGCCUCCUGGAAGAUGCUGUGGCGCCCCGGCCAGAUGACCAACUUCUGUCUUUCUAGACAGCAUUAAUAACUAGCAUUACCUUGAAGAGAACCAGUGUUAUGUGUGCCCAGCAUGAGCCUGGGCAUUGGGCAGCCUGCGCCAGCCAAGCUCUGCACAGCCAGGAUCUUAUACUGUGGUCUUCAAUGUUCUUUCCACCCCGAUACUGUGAAGAAGGAGAGAAGCAAGGGAUGCUGGGGGGGGGGGGGGUUUAAUUUUAAACUUCCCCUCCCUUCCCAGCAGAUUAGCCGCCCCUUGCCCCCCCCCCCCCCCCCGAAAUUGGGGAUUGGUCUGAGCACUUUAGUCCUUUGCUGUGGGAAGCUGAAUUGCAAGAUGGGCUUUUUCCCUGCCGCUCUGGGAGCCAGCCAGGGGAAGUGUCAAGUGGGCCUGUACUUUUGCAGCAGGCAACGCUGCCUUUGCAGAUCUGCAGGAGCCUGGGCUACUUCUGUGGCUGGGCAGGAAUAAACAGGGGUGACUGGGCUGUGGUGUCUGUGCUGCUGCUACUUUUUAAUGCCUUAAUCGUGAAAUUUCUUUUUACACAAUCUUGCCUACACUUUCUACAUCUGUCCUAAUAAAGUUCAGAAGCUGGACAUUG